Molecule: messenger RNA, 1603 nt
Organism: Abrus precatorius (Indian licorice)
Lineage: Eukaryota; Viridiplantae; Streptophyta; Magnoliopsida; Fabales; Fabaceae
Product: G-box-binding factor 4-like
Exons: 4
Coding region: 389-1093 (234 amino acids)
Biological process (GO): positive regulation of DNA-templated transcription
Cellular component (GO): nucleus
Molecular function (GO): DNA-binding transcription factor activity
Source: RefSeq, a predicted model, not a curated record
UCACAUCCAAAGCACAGGAAACGAGGGAUGUGAGAGAAGAGGGGAGGCAACAUUUGUGGUAUGUAAAGUGAAAGAGAGUUACUAAGAAAAGAAAUUGCAUACAUAGCAUCCCAAAAUCAAAUCAACUGAGCAAAAAGCCGAACCUGUUGUUUAGGAUUGAGUUAUUGUUGUGUUGUGCUGCAAAUAAAAGAUGGGUUGAGGACACUUGUUUCAUUGCAUUUCAAUGUAUUUUUAAUUUAAUUAAAUCAUUGUCUGCUUGAUCUCGAAAAUAAAGAACCCACAAUCCACCCUCUCCUUGUUUGCAAACACAACAACUUUAACAACAACAACAACAACAACAGUUGAAGUGGAACAAAAAGGCAAAAGAAAAGACGGCUAGAAACGCGGCAUGGCGUCGUCGAAGGUUGUCUCGACGAAUCCGGAUCUGCCACGCGACUCUUCUAUAUCAUCUUCUCUCUCUAACCUUCUUUCCGAUCCUCAUCCCAACAACUCCAUGGACGAUCUUCUCAAGUCCAUCUACACUCCUCCAUCUUCCAAAGACCCAAAAACCGUUGAUGAUGUUUGGAAAGAGCUCGUAUCUGGAACGCAGUCUCAUGACAACAAUGAAAUGACCCUUGAGGAUUUUUUGACCAAAGCUGGUGCUGUUAGAGAUGAAGAUGUUGGAGGGGUUCUUCCUCCUUCCCCUUCUCCUUCUCCUUUUCCUCUUCCUCCUCCCGCUGAGGCUUCUUCUUCUUCUGUUGAGCCUUUUGGGAAUGCACCGUCUCCUUCUGUGGGUAAACCCAAGAGAAGGGCCGUCGAGGAGCCUCUUGAUAAGGCCGCUCUUCAGAAGCAGAGAAGGAUGAUCAAGAAUAGAGAGUCUGCUGCUAGGUCCAGGGAACGCAAACAGGCUUACACAUCGGAGCUUGAGUAUCUGGUUCACCAGUUGGAGCAAGAGAAUGCGCGGCUAUUGAGUGAAGAGGCUGAGAUGAAAAGGCAGAGGUACAAACAGCUCAUGGAGUGCAUCAUUCCAAUUGAGGAGAAGACUAAACCGAAAGAAAAACUUCGAAGAAUAAAUUCAGCACCAUCUAUGAUCUGUCUGUUAUCAACAGACUAGGUGUUGUGGCUUGUUGUAGAUAUAAGGGGGGAAAUAUGACAAAGGUUUAAGAGGUUACAUAACAUUGCAGGUUCUUGGAGUUACAUUGUAUAGAGAAAAUAGCUGCUGCCAAAUAAUUAUAGUAAUUUGAUUCAACCUGAUCGUAUACUACUAAUCCACUGCUUGUGGAAUUCUGGGUGGAUUUUACCCGGAUUAGGCCUUGUAGCAAAAGUUGAAAAUAAGAAUUUGUGUUAUGUUAAUUCAUGCAAUUUGGAUGCUAUGCUUAGUUGAUUUCCUGGAGAUGGGCUACUGCAGGUGAGGGGAAAUGAACAUUGAACCUUGGAUUAUAUAUACUGGUAAAGAUUAGAAGAUCAUUUAUAUGUCACAUGAUUAUGAUAUGUUACCGUUUGCAAAAGUAACAUGACUUUCUGAUGUUCUAAUUGUGGCCUCAUAUAAUGGUCAAUAUUUAUUGUUUUAAUAUUUCUUGUAUUCUCUUGUGUAUGCACUCAUUUAUAUAGUUGGAGUUUAUAU